Lactuca virosa is the source of this 741-nucleotide messenger RNA. NCBI's taxonomy places the organism in Eukaryota, Viridiplantae, Streptophyta, Magnoliopsida, Asterales, Asteraceae. The record is from the annotation of a GenBank genome assembly.
AUGUCAUCUUCAACCGAAUCCAAAAUCGCCAUGGCCAAAACAGUCGUUUCCACCAUCGGUUCCGUCGCCGCAGCGGCAAUGGUGGUUCGCAGCGUCAGCCGCGAUUACUUGCCUUCUGAAUUCCAAGAUUACCUCUAUUUUGGCUUCCGAAGUUUCAUCAACAAGUUCUCCACACAGUUAACCAUGGUUAUCUACGAAUUCGAGGGGUUUCAAGAAAACGAAAUUUACAUCGCCACAGAGCUUUACCUCGCCGCCCGGAUUUCUCCCCAGAUCCACCGUAUGAAGAUCACCAAACACACCAGCGAGAAAAACAUCACCGUUGCCAUGGAAACCAACGAAGAGGUUACCGAUGUUUACAAUGGAGUCAAGUUCAAGUGGUGUUUGCUGUCUAAUAAGGCGCCGACGAGAGAAUAUUAUCCUAACGAUGGUAUGAUCGGAACUUCCCGAUCCGAUAUUCGAAUGCUAGAACUCACAUUUCAUCGGAAACACAAGGAUCUCGCGUUGAACGAAUACCUUCCGUUUAUACUUAAUGAUUCGAAAACGAUGAAACAAGAAGUGAAAAGCGUGAAGCUAUUCACUGUCGAUCCGAUGAUGAUGCAUUCAAACUCUCCAACAAUGUGGGCGCCGGUGAAUCUAGAUCAUCCGUCGACCUUUGCCACGCUGGCAAUGGAUACAGAUGUUAAGGAGAAGGUGAUGAAAGAUUUAGACAGGUUUAGUGAUGUUGCAGAUUCAUUAAGGUAG